Messenger RNA from Mustela erminea (ermine), 4158 nucleotides. It is a transcript of the gene ZNF597, whose product is annotated as zinc finger protein 597. The coding region runs from base 327 to 1595 and encodes 422 amino acids. Gene Ontology annotation, molecular function: RNA polymerase II cis-regulatory region sequence-specific DNA binding; DNA-binding transcription factor activity, RNA polymerase II-specific. Gene Ontology annotation, biological process: regulation of transcription by RNA polymerase II. Lineage: Eukaryota; Metazoa; Chordata; Mammalia; Carnivora; Mustelidae. The transcript is spliced from 4 exons. The record is from RefSeq and is a predicted model, not a curated record.
GCUCUGGCCAGUCACAGGGCAGAGUUUAAUGACAGCAAGGGGGCGGGCCGUUUCCGGCUGCUUUCCCGGCAGCUCCAGCAUAGAGAAGCGUGGGAGACUAGCAGUGGUUGUGGCUCUCGGUCUAAAGUGCCAGUCGGGCGUCACCCUCUGCUCCUUCUGACCGGGUAGCGGGAGAUUUUCUAACAUCACUAGUCUUGGAGCGCUAGGUGGGACCUGGCCGGCCCAGGAGUCGGCCCCAACGAGGCUGGGCUGCGGAUAGGAGCCUUGGGCUCAGAUCUGUCUCGAAGUCAGUGUGGCACUUGAGGAAGGCACUCCCUGCCCCUGAGAUGGCGUCCACGCUUCCGACAACGGGGGCCCAGGGGCCAAUGCUGUUUGAGGAUCUGGCUGUGUAUUUUUCUCAAGAGGAGUAUGUGAGUCUGCACCCUGCCCAGAGGUCCCUCAGCAGAGACACUACCCAGGAGUGUUUCAAGGAUGUGGUCUUGAUGGGAGGGGAAGGCAAGACUGAGACUUCUCAACGGUUGAAUCUAGAGUCUACAGGAUUUGAAGAACUUGCCGCAGAAAACUCCUCCAUCACUGUGCCCCUUGUCUAUUACCCAGAAAAAUCCGAGACUGGAGUUGGAGACCCAGAAAGGAAAGUAUCAGGUGGAGCUCCUGCUUGCAAGAAAAGGCUCAUAAGCCUAUUAGUUACCAUUGAAAACCAAGCCCCAUUACUAGAACUAUCUCAAUGUUUAGGAACCAGAGCACUUUCUGAAAUUCUUGAAUUUCCUGGGGAAGAAGCCAAAAAUUUGUACAAGUGUCCUGAAUGUGAUGAAAGCUUCAGUGAUAACUCAUACCUUGUUUUGCAUCAGAAAACUCAUUCAGGGGACAAAAAGUAUAAAUGUGGUGACUGUGGGAAGAUUUUCAAUCAUAGAGCCAAUCUGAGGACACACAGGAGGAUCCAUACUGGUGAGAAGCCUUAUAAGUGUGCUGAGUGUGGCAGCAGCUUCCGCCAGCACUCACAUCUGUCUCGGCACAGGAAUAUCCACGUAAAGGAGAAACCCCACACAUGUAGCAUAUGUGGGAGAGGUUUUACGUGGCUCCCAGGAUUGUCACAGCAUCAGAAAAUCCACACUGCUAAAACUUAUGAAUGUACCAACUGCGGUAAAUAUUUUGGUCAGAACACAAAUCUGGGUUUGCGUGAGAAAACGCACAUGUCAGCCACCCAGUACCGGUGCCCUCGGUGUGUGAAGUGUUUCGGGCAGCCCUCACACCUUUUUCUCCCCGAGCAGGGUCAUGAGGAUGACUCUGAACACUGCAGCGACUGUGGGGAGAAUCUACUUUUGUUCUCAAAAUUCAAACCCUUAAAAUGUCCUGAGUGUGCGAAGACCUUCCUGCGUGUUUCCGAGCUCAUUUCCCAUCAGAGCAUUCAUAGAGGGGAAAAGCCCCAUAAAUGCAAAACAUGUGCAAAAAGUUUUAUUCUGGAUUCAGAGCUUGCAUGUCACCAGAAGAGCCACACGGGAGAGGAACCUUUUAAAUGUAGCACAUGUGGGAAAGGUUUCAGGUUGUAUAUGCAUCUCACUGUUCAUCAGCAAACCCAUACGAAAACCACCACGUAAAUCUAGCAAGUUUUCAUUAAUGCUGUGCUUCUUAGUAUCUGGAUUGAAAACUGGGGACCAGUUACCCUUUAUGUGCCAGGCAUUUUACAUGCAUCCCAGGUCACUUAGUACCCACCAGAACUUGCUUUAGGCAUUAUGAAUUCUGUUUUAUAGCUGAGGAAGCAGUCAAUGUCAGCUAGUGCGUGAAGCCAGGAUUUUAACUCAGUAACUGAUUCCCUGUACACAUUCUAUUUGUAUGAGUCAGAGAAUGAUAAGGAUUUUUUUUUAAUUCAGUUUUCAUUAAAACGAAAGUGUUCCUAGAUGUUCUUUUACUUUUGUUACACGGUUUCUAAGUAAGAAGAAGGAAACUUUCCCUUUUCUUUCUUUCUUUCUUUUUUUUCUUUUUUUUUUUUUUUUUGCCAGUUCUGCAGACCUCGUAUCUAGGAAAGUAAUUUGUCUAUAUCUGUCUUAUGCUUUUUGGGUCUUAACUAAAUGUAACAUUUGUAAGAAAUGAUAUUUCAUACAUGAUUUUCUGAUGUAGUUUAGAAGCUUUUACACCUGCUGUGAAAGGUUCCCAAAUUAAGUGGACAAGUUGGUGUCAUAAUGGCUAUUAGUAUUCGUGGAGUUCCAUUCUCACAUAUGAUGCCACUGGCCUUUGUGACACAUUUGCAAGGAAUUUUGGCAGUCUGCCCAUAGCCUUUUCUGGUGCCUGGACUUGACCUAGGGAAACAUACUUGCUCCUCUCUGGAAGGAGUUACCUCCAAGUUGCUACCAAAGCACAUUACCUGCCUUUCUACGAAUAAGAGUAAUUAUUGUUCAGUGAACAUGCUAGAUGCUUCACAUGUAUUACCUAAUUUAAUCUUCAGGGUUAAGUGUGACAGAGAAAGGGCUAUCCUUGUUUCAUAAAUGAGGAAACUGAAGCCCACAGAGGUAAAGACAGUAUCUUGCCGAAGACAAAAAAUAGCAAUGUGCUGAAGCUGGCAUUUAACCUUGGGUCUCUGUGAUGCUGAAGGUUGUGCAUUCUUCAAUCCUGUUAUGUGUUUGCAUUUGUGUUAGGUCCGCAAGCAGCCAGGAAGGCUGAGAUGGGUGGGUGAGGAUAGUCAUCUUGGAGGCUACCCUGUGCACACGCAUCCUAGAACCCUUUCAUUGCCUUUGUGCUUUAUCCCAAGCCUGACUUAAUGUGUAUGGUAAUAAAGCAACAGAAAGAUUCCCCAAGACUCCCAGUUCAAUCUCCCAUCCCUAUGAUCCGAUCAGAGAUUGCAAACUUUACAGAAUACAGUCCUUAGGGUUUUAGUUGGACUUUGAUGAAAAAAAAAAUUCCUGAUCGCCAAAGAAAAACAUAUACAGAAAACUAUUAAGAGUUUAACCAAACUACUUGAAAAUAUAUAGGUCUUUAGAUACCUGCUGUUACAUAUAAAUAGAAGAGCAAAAUAUGGUUGAACGGAAUGGUCGCUAAUGUUAAAGAAUCAGGGAAUCGUGCAAAUAUACAUUCGUACACAAUUUCUCUUUACAGCAAAAUUGUGUGCCUAUCAGCAAAACUAGUUUCUAAUGGACUUUUGAACAGGAUGUGAGAAUGGUCUUAAUUCUAUCGAAACAGUAUGGAAGUCCAGCACUGACUAGCACGGGAUCACUGCUGGGAAAGCUCUCGAGCAGAAACAGGGCUCUUUAGGAGAGCAGUACCUGCAAGGUGUGGUCUUUCUGUGGAAUAGCACGUUGGGAACUGAGUAUACAAAGACAUGCUGGCUACUGCUGUAAGCUCUUACCACUGCUGAGAGGCAAGAAAAUAGUCCUGGUGAGUGAGGGAAAUGGAGACUAACCCAGCUCACCCACUCCUAUCCCCCUUUUUGUUAUUCUUGUUUCUUGUUUGCAGAUCCACUGCUGAGACCCUGUGCUCUGAAUGUCAAGGUCAUACUAGACUCUGAUGUCUCGACUCAAUAUGAGACGCCAGUCUGCUAGGGCUUUAGGGUCUUAAAUUAAAAAGUGAGGUCAUCUGUAGGUUGUUCUUCAGCAGAUCUCUGGGAACUUAGAAUUGUGUAGAAAGAUGGUCUCCAGUUAAAUUUCUUAUCAGCCAACUUUGGGAUAUAAUCUUUGCUAAAUGCCAGAAAGCACUGUCCACCAGCUCUCCUGCUUCUGCUUUUGGUGGCUGAACAGAGUUACAGGUUGGGGAAUGAAACUGGGAAUGUGGCCCCUACUCGUGCAGUUGCUGCAGAAAGUAGAGAAGGCUGUCCUAGAAGGUAAGAGGACAGAAUGGGGCUGACAUAAAAGAUGGAAGCUGUCAUGCUUUGCUUUGCUCCUACAACAGUAUGGGGGAAGGUGAGAAUUUAUGCCCUAAAUGCUGUUCUGCACCUCAAUAUGUGAAGUCACCUUCUCAGAUGAGGCUUCCUUCACAAUUCAAUUCAGGUUUUACAUUUUUCUUUAUUCUUCUGAUUUUGUAAGAUUAUGCCAAACCUCCUUAAAGAUAUUAGAAAAAUAGCACUUCUAUAAAAACAUUAACAUACACUUGAGUGUAAUUAAGAUAACUUUUUGGUGGAAUAAUCAUUGCUAAUGACUGGUAUGCCGAAAAAAAUUAAAAAUUAAAAAAAAA